Messenger RNA from Eruca vesicaria subsp. sativa (arugula), 1355 nucleotides. The record is from the annotation of a GenBank genome assembly. NCBI's taxonomy places the organism in Eukaryota, Viridiplantae, Streptophyta, Magnoliopsida, Brassicales, Brassicaceae.
CUCACUUACUCACUCGACCGUUCCUCCAAAAAAAUUCAAAAUUCCCAUUUUCGAAAUCUCUUAAAAAGGAAUCUUCCGGCGAAGAAAUCAAGAAACAUCCAAUCUCUCCGGUAAUAAUGGGCUGCGUCUCAUCAAACCUCCUAAAUCACGACGAAGAUUUCCCUCAGAUCGGCGCCAGCUCCGCCUUCGGCCACCACAUCGUCAAGCUAACCUCCACUACUUAUGGUCUUCUCACUCUCGAUCCUCCUCCUUCUCCUCCAACAUCGCCGCCUCAGAAACUCACUACCGGUGCAGACACAAAGUCACCGUUGUCUGAGCCGGAAGUUAUCAACUCAUGGGAGCUUAUGUCUGGCCUCGACGGCGAGAGUUUCCGCUUCACUCCUCUCCCGAAGACUCCUCCCGUGAAGUAUAAAGUCUUCGGCGGAGAAAACAAAGAGAAUUCAGAUCCUAACCGGAGAAAUCCGACAAAAUCAUUGAACAAGGAGAUUCUGAAACCGUUGGAUCCGAAACUGUCCGAAAGAUUCGAGAGCAUUUGUCCUCCAGGAGGAGAAUACAAAGAGAAUUCGGAUCCUAACCGGAGAAAUCCGACAAAAUCACUGAACAAGGAUGUUCUGGAACCGUUGGAUCCGAAACUGUCGGAGAGAUUCGAGAGGAUCUGUCCUCCAGGAGGAGAGAAUCGAGUGGUGAUCUACACGACGUCGUUGCGCGGCGUGCGUAGGACGUUCGAGGAAUGUAACGCCGUGAGAGCGGCGGUGGAGGUGUCAGGUGUAGUGAUCUGCGAGAGAGACGUGUCCAUGGAUAGAGGAUUUAGGGAAGAGCUCGCGACUCUGAUGGCCAAGAGGAUCAGUAACAGUAACGAUAAGGCUUCUUCUGCAUUGCCUCCUAGGGUGUUUGUGAAGGGAAUGUACAUUGGUGGAGCAGAGGAAGUGUUGAGAUUAGUCGAGGAAGGUGUUUUUGCUGAGAUGAUACGUGGGAUGCCGAGUAAAAAAGGAGGAGGAUGUGGCGGAGAUGGAGAUGGUGCUUGUGAUGGAUGCGGUGGUUUGUUUUUCUUGCCGUGUUUCCAGUGUAACGGAAGCUGUAAAGUUGUGAAAGGAUGGGGUAGCUCUGCCCUUGUUGGGAGGUGUACGGAGUGUAAUGAGAACGGUCUUGUUCCAUGUCCGAUUUGCAGCUGAGAGAGAUUGAGUGAGAAUACUCUCUUUGUUUUCCUCUGUUUCUUUCUUAAGUCUCUGAAAGCUAUGGAUGAAACAGCAAACCUUGUUCUCUCUUCUGUAUAAUUCUAUACAAAUCCUUAUGUUAUAUGAUGUGUUCAUCUUCCCUAAUGAGAUUGUAAUGUUACCAAGACAAGAAAAUAAGAA